Messenger RNA from Aureobasidium melanogenum CBS 110374, 1086 nucleotides. RefSeq names its product DUF300-domain-containing protein. Gene Ontology annotation, molecular function: transporter activity. Gene Ontology annotation, biological process: transport. The record is from RefSeq and is a predicted model, not a curated record. The annotation marks the transcript as partial. The transcript has 4 exons. NCBI's taxonomy places the organism in Eukaryota, Fungi, Ascomycota, Dothideomycetes, Dothideales, Saccotheciaceae.
AACGAGGUUCCUCUUUUCGGAGAGGUCAAGUUCCAUCAUGUUGGUCUGGUCAUAUCCGCCGUCUUUGCUCUCAUCUCGGUCAUUAUCGCCUUCUUCCUGAUCUAUAAGCAUGCGACGCAUUACUCAAAGCCAUGGGAACAAAAACACAUCAUUCGCAUCCUCCUCAUGAUCCCCAUCUACUCGACCGUCUCCUUCCUCUCGUACCUCUACUACAAACAUUCCAUCUACUUUGAAGUCCUUCGCGACUGCUACGAAGCUUUCGCCAUCGCCUCGUUCUUCACACUCCUUUGCAACUACAUUGCUCCGAACCUGCACGAGCAGAAAGAUUACUUCCGUCAAGUCCAACCUAUAAACUGGUUCUGGGGUGUCUUCGGCCUACAGAAGUGUACCGGUGGAAAAGACAAGGGCAUCUUGCGCAUACCGAGAAGCGGCCUGACGUGGUUCAAUGUUGUUUGGCUCUCCGUCUUCCAAUACUGCUUUAUACGCGUGCUCUUCACCAUAGUCAGUGUCGUCACCCAGGCUUUGGGCCGCUAUUGCGAAGCUUCGCUCAAUCCGGCAUUCGCUCACAUCUGGGUCAUGGUCUUUGAGGGUGCUUCAGUCACCAUCGCCAUGUUCAUGCUGAUUCAAUUCUACCUACAACUGAAAGCUGAUCUUGCUGAACACCGUCCUUUCUUGAAAGUUUUGUGCAUCAAGCUCGUCAUUUUCUUCAGUUUCUGGCAAUCACUUCUCAUCUCAUUCCUUUCUUCCUCCAAUGGGCCUUUACAACCUACAAAGAAAAUCUCGUAUCCAGACAUCAAGGUUGGCAUUCCAUCAAUGCUUUUGUGUAUCGAAAUGGCUAUAUUCGCCGUAAUGCAUCUCUUCGCUUUCCCAUGGCGCGAGUACGACCUCUCGAAGCCUUCUUUCGCAGACCCUCUCACGGUUCCUGGUUCUGGUUUCUCCGGCAAUGCGCCAAAAUACCAUGGUGGAUGGAUGGGAAUCAAAGCCUACGCAGACACAUUCAAUCCUUGGGAUCUCGUCAAGGCAACUGCCAGAAGCUUCAGAUGGCUUUUCGUGGGCCGCAAGCACAGACACAACGAUAUCUCGUAU